CAGCCCUGGAUGUUUUCUAUUUGAACGCUAGGUCGAUAACUAUUUUUAAUCAGGGCUGGUGCGAGACUAUCGAACAACCCUCCACAGUGGUCUAUCCUCGGCAUCACAAACAAGCCAAGAAGCUCGCCUCUACACUGCUGCAAAACAGCUCAAGCCCCCAGCAAAAAGAGCUGCUUCUAGUGCUUAGCCUCGAGACCAGCCGUUCGUUAUCUGAAAGAACGCCUGGUCAAGUUCCAAUGUAGCACUCGUUCUAUGGUCCAGGAAUUUCUUGGACCGAUAAUUGCCCGCAACAAGCAACGGCAGCUAGCUAGCUUGGACCAUUCAACGUACUUGCUGCCUGUACUGUGAGACACUAUGAGUGUAGCUAUAGCUCAUCAGAAAAUGGACCAUUACACUUGCUGCCUGUGUAAAUCAACGCUUCCUAGUGAUAAGAGGACAAGGAGAAAACUGCAUGGAGAAAGUUGCAAGGAAGUAAAAGAGCAAUUACAAGGCAUCUCAGUUGUUCCAUUGGCCAACUUUGAAGAGACAAGUGACCCAACUGCAUACUUAUGCCGCAAAUGUGAGCAACAGGUCAUAUCCUUUGGUAAUUGGACUGCAAAAGCAACUGCACUGAAGAAAUGUAUUGAAACUCUUCUUUCUCAGCUACAUUGCACUCGAAAAAGAUCCAUUUCCGCAGAUGCUCAGUCAAGUACGCCAAAACAACCACGUUUAUCACUAGGCCCUAUUAGGCCUAGCAGUUCAUAUAUUCCUCCUGCAGAGAGUCAGAAAUCCCCAGAUGUCAAGGUUAGAAUCAAUUACAAAUCCGGACCAAAAGAACUCAAGAUAUGCACUCCUGCGAGGAAAACAGGCAUCAAACGUUUUGCACGGAAAAGUUAUAAGUCACUGGCAUCAACUAUGGUCAAUUCUAAGGAUACUUUGAAACCAAUUGUCUCGGAAGUGUGUCUUAAAAUUAAAAAAGAGAUGAAAAGCCUUAGCUCUGACCAAUACGACUCCAUUUUAAGGGACAGGAUUGAAGCAGUAAAGUGUUUCAGCUGGGAAACAGUGAUUUUGGAUAUGGAAAAAAUGAUUCCUACUCUACUUUCUUUAUUGAGACAAGUAGUUCCACAACCAGCUAAGCAUAAACCAUUGAUUUGUUUCUUAGCAUCCCUACUAAUAAAGUCGCGACACAAGCGCAUGGGGCUGGUACAGCGUGCAACUUCAAUCAUGUUGUAUGGAAAUGGAUCUAACAAACAGAUCUACAUGAACCUUCAGCCUCUCAACAUAUGUUUGUCUUAUCAAGGGACACUCAAUCUUGUGGAAGCAAUCAGUGAGGGGUAUGAUGUGGCUGUUGAAUAUUGGGGAGAUGAAUUAAAAGAGAAGUUAACGUCACUUGAGCAAGUUGAUGGGUGUAGCUCAAUCCCAAUCACUCACCGAAAGCUUGCACCAGCCUUUUUAAGGGAUAAUGACGACGACUCUGACUCUGAUAGUCACAAUUAUGCCCCAGAUUUCAGUCCUUUGUCGGAUAUGGAAUUUGAAAAUUUUGAAUUGUUUUCUGAAGAUAGUUCAUGUGAUGACACACACGAUGUUCAAGCGAAAGAUAACGAAGCUGACAGUAAUGACUCAGAAGUGCAGCAAACAGAUGAUGAUGACGAUUCGUUGUCCGGACAAGAAGAUUUAGAUCCCACACAAGCCGAUUCGUCAUGGAAUGGCUUCAAGAUCGUGGGUGAUAAUAUUGAUAAAAAUAUCAAACCAUCUUUUCAGCGUCACGAAAUUAAAGGAAAAUCCCUCCACUAUUUUCAUUCGUACGCAGUGAAGGAUAGAGUGGACCUAUCUUCCCUCAGUGAUACUACUCCAGAAAUAUGUGACCCUGACCCAAGCAUGCUUGUGCCGUGUGCAGACGAUAUAUCUUGCAUAUUGAAAGAAAUAGAAAUUCUUCUGUCCAGGGUUAUUGUUCAGCACAUGGAAGGAUACAAAGAUCAAGCAACGAAAAUAAUAUGGCAUAUACAAAGCAAGCAAAACAAGGAGAUGGCUCUAAAGUCUCUAGUGGUGCCACUUGGGGUACUCCUUCACAAUGAAAAUAAGCUUAAUGAAAUGUGUAAGAUCCUGGAACACUGUGUGAAGUUUGUUCCUACCCGACCAGCUGAAGGAAAGUACAUUCUUCCUAAUGGGAGUAUACUCGACUUUGAUGAUACACGAUUCUUCAAAAUACUUCUUGGUGGCGACCAACUAACAGUGGCCAGAGUACGUGGUGCCCAAGCACUUCGAAUGUCACAAGACAAGGCUAAAGACCGACUAGAAGGGAUCGUUCCAGUAGUCGAGGAUUGGCAUGCCAGAAUGACACUCAUGAAGACUAUAUGGCAACGGCUUUAUUCUGUGAAGUCAUCACGGGAUAAAGGGACUAUGUACCAACUGAGAAAUUUGAUUAAUAGGACAUCUGUACCAACUGAUCCUUGUGACAACAUGAACUCUGCUGAAGAUUACUUCUUGCUGCUGGUGCAUACACAUGCCAUUGCUGCUGCAAAGGAAAUACUUUCAUACACCUCGAUGGAUUCAGUUUCAGAUCUUGCCAAAGCAAUCACAACCAACUUUACAUACGUUUCACAUCUAGAUUUUUCUCAGCAAACUACUGAAAAACAGAAGACAGUAGAUGAUAGUGUACAUUUAUACGCAGUUGAACUAUUGACCCUAGGAUUGUUGUGGCAUGGCUUCCAUGAUGCCAUCAAAGAGGGUGAUGGGGAACGAAUCAUGAGGUAUUGGAAGUUUUUGUUAAUUCUAUUUAAGUCGACCAAUCACCCCAAUUAUGCUAAAGAGGCAGUGAAUUUGUUGCUGCAAUACAACUACUUGUUUUCUGAAAGGCAAAAGUCUCAACUUCUUUGGAGUAGAUGCGUAAAUACACGAGGGCUCCCUGGAACCAACAUUCCGUGUGAUCUUCACAUGGAACAUCUUAACAGAAGACUAAAGACAGUGCUAAGGAAUAUGGGAGCAAAUGUCAACGACAAAACCGUUACAAAAGCUGGGAAGUGUAUUGCUGUUGUGCAACGUGUCUGUCAAGCUUUUGAGGAACAAACUUCUUCUACGGCCUCACGCUCUGACAAUCACCCCUACCCUAAAUUUGGGAAGGACUUUGACAUGGUGCUGAACGUUCUCGAACAAGAAAGAGUCUUUACGUAUACAGCAAACAGAAAACAUGAUACUUUCAGUUUUUCUAAAGGACUACUCGUAAAACUAUCUAAGAAGCAGCUUCUCAAUAAAGUCCAGACUAGCAUUGACCAGAUAUAUUUGGUGUAACGAACAGUCAAUUUAUGUCCUCUAUCAUUGUUAUUAUUAAUAUGCAAAA
Messenger RNA from Halichondria panicea, 3316 nucleotides. RefSeq lists its product as uncharacterized. Bases 355 to 3267 code for a protein of 970 amino acids. The transcript has 8 exons. Lineage: Eukaryota; Metazoa; Porifera; Demospongiae; Suberitida; Halichondriidae. The record is from RefSeq and is a predicted model, not a curated record.